AUGGCGGCGGCGUGUGCGCUUGGCAGAGCCAAUUUGAUCAGGGCGCCACACGGAACCCUGGUUCUUGAUUUAAUCACGGGUUGUGUGGUCAUGGCGGGUCACCCCGUUCUUCUUCUCUUCCAUGAGUUCAGGAGGACAUGCGACGGAUUUCAAGCCCAGCAAGGUGGCGAUGAUGACUCCGAGACAUCAGUACAUUUCCAGACCCCAGUUGUUAGCUGGUACUACCAGGAUGGUGAAAAGAUCUGUAUUCUUCUGCCCAUUGACAAAAGUUGGCUUGCUCCAGUGGGGAAGACGCCAAUGGUGGCCGACAAGGCAGCCAAUCUUAAACGCCAGGGAUCUCAGGGAAUUGGCAAGGGUGGAAACCAAAACUAUAGAUUUUCGUAUGAAAUCUACACAUUAAUGCACUUGAAAGAUUUUUGCAAAGUUCUCACAUAA
Molecule: messenger RNA, 435 nt
Organism: Miscanthus lutarioriparius
Lineage: Eukaryota; Viridiplantae; Streptophyta; Magnoliopsida; Poales; Poaceae
Source: the annotation of a GenBank genome assembly